Messenger RNA from Epinephelus lanceolatus (giant grouper), 1487 nucleotides. RefSeq names its product collectin sub-family member 11 (gene colec11). The record is from RefSeq and is a predicted model, not a curated record. Lineage: Eukaryota; Metazoa; Chordata; Actinopteri; Perciformes; Serranidae.
CCUGCGGAGGAACAUGAAAUGUUUCUGUAGGACCACCAGUGUUCAAAGCUACUGCAAGUCUUUUCAAGCUGGCUACACUUCUCUUCUCCUGUCUGGAAACACCUCUGCAGAAUAGCUCACCAACCAGCCCAUGUAAAGGAUGAUAGGAGACAAGCUGUUAUUGCCCAUAGUGCUGGUGUCUGUGCUGAGUUUACUGACACUACAGACAUCGUAUGGACAGCAUCUGACAGAGGAGUCCUGCACUGUUCAGAUCCUUGUCCCUGGACUCAAAGGAGAACCAGGGGAGAAAGGACUAAAAGGAGCACCGGGGCGCCCGGGAAGAGUCGGUCCUCCUGGAGAGAUGGGUCAAACUGGGCUUAAAGGUCAGAAAGGCAUAAUGGGACGUUAUGGAAAAGUGGGUCAGAGUGGAAUGAAAGGGGUAAAGGGAGACAUGGGGGAUCCAGGUCCAAGGGGCCCUAAUGGAGACCCAGGUGUUUCCUGUGAGUGCACACCCAUGAGGAAGAUGAUCGGAGAGAUGGACAUUCUCGUGGCGCAGCUUUCGUCUGAACUGAAAUUCAUUAAGAAUGCACUGCCCUCCCCCGCAGCUGUUGCUGGCAUAAAAGAGACAGACAGUAAGGUCUAUCUGUUGGUGAAGGAGGAGAAGCGCUACUCGGAUGCUGAGGCCUACUGUCAGACGAGGGGAGGGCACCUGGCCAUGCCCAAGGAUGAGGGAGCCAACGCAGCCAUCGCAGGGUACAUAACGGAAGCGGGCAUGAACAGAGUCUACAUUGGGAUUAACGACCUGCAACAUGAGGGUGUUUUCACCUACGUGGAUCUCUCGCCCAUGACCACUUUCAGCAAAUGGAGGAAGGGGGAGCCCAACAACGCCUAUGAUGAUGAGGACUGUGCUGAGAUGGUGGCCUCUGGGGAAUGGACUGAUGUGGCCUGCCACCCCACCAUGUAUUUUGUUUGUGAAUUUGACAAGGACAGUGUCUGAGUUCAGUCUGCCUAUAGAGUGGGUAAAUAUGAUGGGUUUGUGCUUCUAUCUGUAAAUAAGGUGACAAAAUGACAAGCAAGUUGUGCAAACUGGUAUAUUUUCUACUUUCUUUUUACUUCUCCUCAUAAGCCCAUGAGCUAUUUAUUUUCUUAACUCACCAAACAGAGUUCUUGUUCUUUUGUGAUACUUACUUUAGGUACACAGUUAAUCUCAUACUCUGUGAUUCAUUAGUGUUUCAAACAGCAUGCCAGGCAAUGCAUUGUGUUUCUAUGUUAUGCAAACUAUCCACGAAGCAACAUUUGUAACAGGGCUAUCAACAAAUGAGACAAAUAAGAAAAUGUAGAGGGCUGUAGAUUGUGCAUAAAAUAUGAAAUGAAAGAAAGAUUUGGUUUCCAGUUGUUUGCUUUAAUCAGAGAAAUGGGAUACGAUAAGCAUUUCAUAUCCAUGUUCACAUGAUAAGUUAUGUGGCGGUUGUUGUAAAAUAAAACUCACUGAUGAUUUAAAAGAUAAA